Molecule: messenger RNA, 5094 nt
Organism: Vombatus ursinus (common wombat)
Lineage: Eukaryota; Metazoa; Chordata; Mammalia; Diprotodontia; Vombatidae
Gene: PLEKHG4
Product: pleckstrin homology and RhoGEF domain containing G4
Exons: 25
Coding region: 1-5094 (1697 amino acids)
Molecular function (GO): guanyl-nucleotide exchange factor activity
Source: RefSeq, a predicted model, not a curated record
AUGUUGGUGGUGGAGGCAGUGAGGCAUGAGAAGGAGACCGUGCUGAAUGGGGCAGGGGCAUUGGAGGCCAGGAGAAGAGGGAUCCUGAUUCCAAGGGCAGUAUGGAUCAGGCAGGCCCCAGAUGCAGUCACCAAAACUUCCGAACUAGUGACAGGACCAGCCCAGUGCCAGCUCGGGGGAUGGGAUGGGCAGAAGAACUCUCUCCCUCAAGUUCCAGUGGCCUUACUGUGCACUUACUGGCGGGGAGGAAGAGCAUCCUCCCCCCUCUCCAAGGUCACCAUUUGGGACCUCCACAAUGGGGUGCGGCCCAGGCCUAGGCCUGCCAGGGGCUCCUCCAGCCCCCAGGGGGCGUCGGGCGGGCGGGGCCCGCAGCGAGGCCCGGGCCUCGAGGUUGAGCCGCUCCCUCCGCAGGACUCGGGCUCGCUGGAUGCCUGCCUGCAGGCCACGUUGUCUGCCCUGUACCCGCCCUCGGGGGGCUCGGCCGAUGCCCUGCUGGGCCAGGUGCUGGCCGUGGUCGAGCGGGCCUACGCGGGCGACGGGCUGCGCUACCUGCUGGACUUCCUGCUGCCCGCCCGCCACAUCCUGCACUGCGUCCAGCUGCACGCCUGCGGUCAGUAUCCAGGACGCCUCUUUGCCCAUGCAGGUUGGCCCCUGUGCCUAGGGGAGCACGUGGUGGUGCAUCUGGCUUCCUUGGACUGGCGUCUGCUGGAGCCAGGGGACUUCUACCUACAGCUGGUGCCUUUCCUAAGGCGCCAGCCCCGCCUCGUGCUCACCUGCCUAGCACCCGGAGGCCAUAGUGCCCAGCAGCUGCCCUUGCCGGAGGCCAGCUACUCAGCCAUCUUCACUGCCCACUGGCUGGACACCCUUAACGCUAGUCGGGUGCCCGGCACGUGGGCUCUCCGCUCUUGCCUGUUGGUGGCACCUGGGGGGCGUGUCCUGAGGGUACCCUGGGAGCAGGUCCUGAGGCCUCGCUUCUUGGAUGAGCCAGGGGUUGAGGGUCUCUCCAGCGCCAUUAUGACUUCUCUAGCUCCUGCAGACCCUGCCCCCUCAGGGCCCUCCCCAUCGCCAGGCUCACCUAGUGAUUCUGGCAGAGACACACCCAAGAGUCCAAAGCCGCCUGGCAUUGGUCAGUGCCGGGCUGGGUGUGAAGAGGACUCGGGAGCACAAGGGCCUCAGCCAGCACCAGCCUCCUGCAGCAGCUCAGAAAGAAUAGAGACAGAAGAGCCACAGAGGGAGGGCGGUCUCCACACCAUGGUCCCCCCAGCCCAUGCCACUGACUGGAGGUAUGCUGUGUGCAGUUACGAUGAUGCUUUGGUCGAGGAAGGCACUGCACCCACUCCAGGGGAGCUGGCUGAGCCGCUUAGCCCCCCUGGCCCUCCCCUGGAGGCACUCCCCAGAGGAGAGCAGCUGGCCGUGCCUCCCACAAGCCAAGGUGGCCCCCCAGGAGCUACUGACCUCCAGCAGCCACUCUUGGGGCCACCUGCACCAAUACUAGAAGGUCAGAGCUCGGAGCAGGGGACUGGGCUCCGUGACCAUGACAGCCCUCAGGCUUCUGGGCCAGCACAGGAUGAGGGAGGAGGCAGUGGCCCUGAGCAAGGACGAGAGGGACCCCGGAGGGCAGGGCCUGGGAGCCCAACUCCCUCUGAUCCUGAGGAUGUCCAGGGAAGGAGAGAAUCCAGGGAUGCAGGGAAGGAUCCAGGCCUAGAAUCACCUGGGGGAGAAAACCUCUUGGGAAUGGAAGGAGCAGAGAAGCCCCUCUCCUCAGGUGAGAUUGAACAGCGUCUAGCCUCCAAGGGCCCUUCUCCUGCCCUGCCUGUGCCUGUGAGGCCCACCCUUGCCCAGGACUUGUCCCUUGAGCUGCUGGACAGUGGUUUAGCUGCCCUGCCUGGGACCAGGGACUCUGAGGGCCGAGUGGUACUGUUGGUCUGUACCCAGAAUCUGGCCUGGCUCGGUCCUCACUGUGGCGUCCAGGAGCUUGCUGGCCUCUUCCUUUACCUGCAUAGCAUUCCCAGACCUGAGGAUCAGGCCCGUGGACUGACAGUGUUGGUGGAUGCCCGACACUGCCUGCCCAGUCCCAACCUCUUCCUGGGACUUGGCCAGAUGCAGAAGAUUGUCCCGGGCUCCGUGCACCAGGUCCUCCUGCUGGGGAAAAUGUCAGGGGCUCCACCUCUGGGACUGAAGCUGGAGCCACUGCCCUCCCGACAGGCUCUUCUCUCCUUCAUCCCGAACUCCCAGCUGCCCCUAGCUCUGGGAGGCCGCCUCCCCUACAACCAUGAUGCUUGGCUGGGUUUCCAAAAGCGGCUGGAAGCCUUGCAGCAGAGCUACCUGGAGGCCUGCGUCCUGCUCCGCGAGGCCAUCAAGAGCAUAGAAGCGGUCCCUAAGCCAGAGGGUCCUGGGGGAGCUGGGCAGCUGCUACAGGACCCACAGGAGCUGAUGCAGCAAGUGCUAGCGUACCCGCUGCUGUCCUGGCUGCAACAGGAGGGUGGCACAGCAUUGGCAGAGCUCCAGAGGGAGGAUCCAGGUGGCAUUCAGAGACCUGACCACAGGCUGGACGAGGCAGGGAAGCUGUACGCCCAGGUAGAUGGAUUGCUGCACCAGCUGGUCACUCUGUGCAACCGACGGAUACGGGCACUUGAGCUGGAGAAGAUGCUAGAGGCACAGGCAGGCAUACUGGCCGAGAUUCAGGCCUGGCUGCAGAAUGUAGGCUGGCCAGGGCUGAAGGGGCCAGAGGAACCUUCACUGGAAAUGCUGCUUCAGGCCCGGGAUGCCUUCUGGAAGCUAGACCAGGCUGCCCAGGAGCAUAUCCAUCGUGGUGAGGAGAUUCUAGCUGGCUGGGAAGUGACUGAGCUGGGCCAGCUGGGUGCUCCUGGGGCCCGCCUCAUCUCCCUGCAGGCCCAGUUGUCAGAAUUCUCGAGAGCACUAGUCCGGCGCCGGCAGCAACUCAUGAAUGCCCAACAGCUUUCUCAGCUACUGGAUCAGGCCCUGGUGUGGGCACAGGCUGGACAGAAGACCCUGGCCAAGCUCGCCGAGGAGGAACACACAUCCCCAGAGGUGGUUCUGUGCCACUUGGAGGGGCACCGAGCCUCGCACCCAGACCUGGCCCCAUCACACUUUCAGGAGAUGGAGGCGCUGGCCGCGGGCCUGGGCUCCGAUCUCAACAUCCAGCAGUGUCGCCUCCUGGGCGUCUGGUGCCAAGACACCCAGCUGGCAUUCCAUAGGAAGCUGGAGGCCGCACGCAGGGCACAGAAGGCGCUGCCUGCCCUUGCUAAGGGCCAGCGGUGCCCGCGAGGUGGUGGCGGCAGCAGCUCUUCAGACAAGGCCUCCCUGGCCUCUGGCGGGAAGAUUGAAGAGAGAGCUAGAAGCAGCAGUUCCUCGGGGUCUGCCACUUCCCACACCCUAAGGAGGGCGCACACCUUGGAGGCAGGGGUAAAACAGAGCCUGUGGGGUUCUGUGUAUCAGCUCAGCCUGGGGGAGCCCCCAGCCUCGGCCUCGGUCACCCCCCACAGCCCCUCAGGCAGCUUCUUGGAGGCUCUUGGCAGCCAGCAAGCAGGGUCUUCCAUCCAGAAGCCCCUGGGGGCCCUGAAAGCAUCGCCCAGCAUUCCCCUUCUGGAGGCCAGUACCCAGAACAGGCUGCACUUGAUACUAGGAGAGAUGGUGGCGACAGAGAGGGAGUACGUGCGGGCCCUAGAUUACGUGGUGGAAAGCUACUUCCCUGAGCUGGAACGGGCAGAUGUGCCCCAGGGCCUGCGAGGACAGCGAGCCCGGCUCUUUGGCAACCUGGAGAAACUCAGGGACUUCCACCGUCACUUCUUCCUGCGGGAGCUGGAGAGCUGUAGCCAGCACCCUCUUCGAGUGGCCCACGCUUUCCUACGUCACAGGGAGCAGUUCGGGAUGUAUGCCCUCUACAGCAAGAACAAGCCCAGAUCGGAUGCUUUGCUGGCCAGCCAUGGGAAUGCCUUCUUUAAGGACAAACAGCGUUGUCUAGGGGACCACCUGGACUUGGCUUCCUACCUGCUGAAGCCCAUUCAGCGGAUGAGCAAGUAUGUGCUGCUGCUGCAAGAACUGUCGCGGACCUGCAAAGAAGGGCCAGGGCCGAGCUGGUCCCGAGGGCCAGAUCUGGCUGCCCUGCACGCUGCCUGCGACCUUGUUCGGUUCCAGCUGCGGCACGGCAACGACCUGCUGGCUAUGGAUGCCAUCCGUGGUUGUGAUGUGAACCUCAAGGAGCAGGGCCAGCUAGUUCGUCAGGAUCAGUUUACGGUGUGGUCUGGGCGUAAGAGGUGCCGGCGCCACAUCUUCCUGUUUGAGGAGCUCAUUCUCUUCAGCAAAUCUCGACAUGGGCCCAGGGGGGUUGACUCCUUCAUCUACAAGCACUCCUUUAAGACAGCAGACAUCGGUCUCACAGAGAACUGCGGAGAGAGUGGGCUGUGCUUUGAGAUCUGGUUCCGACGCCGCAAAGCCAGUGACACAUUUGUGCUGCAGGCCCUGAGUCCUGAAAAUAAGCAGGCCUGGACUGCUGACAUCGCCAGCCUGCUUUGGAGACAAGCUGCCCGCAAUAAGGAGCUCCGAAUGGCUGAGAUGGUAUCCAUGGGUGUAGGGAACAAACCCUUCCUGGACAUCACGCCCAGUGAAGCAGCCAUCCAUGACCGUGCCAUCAACUAUAUCAUGAAGGGUCGAGGAGCUCGGACUCGGGCCUCCAUUGCGGUGUCUCUGUUUGACCACACCGACCCCUAUUCUGGAUCUCCAGCUUCGCUUCCCGCUGGCCCCUCUUCCUGUUCCUUGCUGGGGCCCCUUAACCUGGACCUGUGUGGAGACCCAGCUCGACUGGGACUCUGUUGGCCUUUGCAGCCUACCCCUUACCUGGAGGAGCUAGAUCCAGAGACUGAAACAGGAAGCCAACCUUCAUUGACUCCUGAGAGCUCCGAGGCCUCAUCCCAGUGUCCAUCAGCUAGUUCAAGUGGUUCAGAUAGUGGCUGUGUACCUGGUCUGACCCUGGCCAGUGGCUGUGAAGACCAGCCCUUACCAGCCCUGGAAGACAAACCCCACUGUCUGAACUCUGCUUUGGCAAAUGUGAUGGAUGCUGGCCAGGAGGAGUGA